This is a messenger RNA of Penicillium macrosclerotiorum, 1167 nucleotides long. RefSeq names its product agmatine deiminase family protein. Bases 1 to 1167 code for a protein of 388 amino acids. Gene Ontology annotation, molecular function: agmatine deiminase activity; protein-arginine deiminase activity. Gene Ontology annotation, biological process: putrescine biosynthetic process. Lineage: Eukaryota; Fungi; Ascomycota; Eurotiomycetes; Eurotiales; Aspergillaceae. The transcript has a single exon. The record is from RefSeq and is a predicted model, not a curated record.
AUGCCCAGCGCAGUUUUCUCCACACCGAAACCGACCCAACUAAGCAAUACACUUAUCCCGCCGAAACGGGCCCUCACCGCGCCACGAUCCUCGGCUUCCCCCUCUCGCUGCUCCACGUUUCCAGCUCUCUAUGACCAAACCUGCGACGAGAUCAUUGACCUCGCCGCCACUAUUGCACACUUCGAGCCCGUCCGCCUCCAUGUCCGUCCAGAGAACAUGUCCGCCGCGCAGGCCCUCCUGACCACCCGCAUGGCGAGCUCUCCAACCGCCGAACAAGCCCGCGUCACGCUACUAUCCUGUCCGACGAACCAUAUCUGGGUGCGCGACACAGGUCCCGUCUACGUGCGCGGUGCGGACGGGUCCCGUGCAGCGGUCGACUUCCGCUUCUGCGAAUGGGGCAACAAGCUCGACGAGCGCAUCUAUAACAGCGCUGCCGAGGACGACGGGUGGCCGGUGAUGGACGCGGCCGCGCAGGCCGAGAACACGGGGUUCGCGGCGCGGGCGCUGGAGCUGGACGCGGCGACGUGGCCAGAUGAGCCCGUGACGCGAGUGGUCUCGCGGGUGCGGGUAGAGGGCGGGGGCAUCGAAAUGGACGGCGAGGGCACGCUGAUGGCGAUGGAGAGCAGUGUGACGGUGGCGUCGCGGAACGCAGGGCUCAGCCGCGCCGAGAUCGAGGCUGAGCUAGGUCGGCUGCUAGGGGUCCGCCGAUUCAUUUGGAUUCCUGGGCGGGAGGGCCUGGAUAUCACGGAUUACCAUAUCGACGCGGAGGCGCGGUUUGUGCGGCCCGGCGUCGUGGUCGUGGGCCGACCGCAUGCCAAGUGUGCGCCGGUGUACUGGGAUGUGUACCGCGAGAUGCGCGCGGUUCUGGACGCCGCGACAGAUGCGCGCGGCCGGCGGCUGGAGGUGCAUGAUGUCGAGGAACCAGAUCCAGAGCUGGUGAAGGGGGAUGUACCCGGGGAGGAGCAGGAGCCGGCGGCGUCGUAUGUGAAUUUCUACUUCACGAAUGGAGGGCUGGUGAUUCCUGCGUUUGGGGAUGCCAUCGCCGAUCAGCGCUCGCUAGAGACGAUGCAGAAGCUGCUUCCCGAGCGCGAGAUUCGCCAGGUCAAGGUGAAUGCGUUACCGAGGACGGGGGGCGUGUUGCACUGUACGACGCAGCAAGUGAUCUGA